AUGAAUUCGCAAUGCGGGAAACUGGUCCGGGCGUGGCUUUUUCGGGUUAGGAACAAUUUUGAGACAUUUCCCUUCAGUUGCCACUAUCAUGUAGCUCUACAGAUCCGGAAAAAAAAACGAGUAAGUAGUAAUAAAUGACCACUAAUUUCUUCAGAGUACCCUAAACCCGUUCAAUUACCUCAACUUACUUCCAAGCCUUUCCCAGUCCCUAUAAAAGCCAUUUACUUCUCUUAUCCUCGCUAAAAAUGAAAAGAGAAGCUUUCAUCAGCGUCUAUGUGACCGUGGCUGUGAUCAUUUUCUUUUUUCUGGCCGAUUUGAUCUACGAAACUGUCAAGAAUCUGCAUGAUCUUCAGCGUAUUGCUCAUUAUGAGAUGCGCGAGUUUACGGUAUUCUUUUUCAACAAUCUUAAUAUCAUUCGACUGUUUUCUUUGAUUUGGAAAAGUUUUACAGUACUCCUCAAACGAGGCUUGGCGGGAAAUGCAGGAAUUAAAAUCGAGGCGUCGAAUCAGAAGAGCUGUCGUCAUUUCCAGGAGUUCGAGAAGAAGGUAUUUUUGAAGGACUUUUCUGAAAAGAGUACAAAUUCAAACUUUCACCAAAUAAAUAACUACUAGAGGAUUUUACGUCAGUACGGGAAAAAAAACUGAAGUUUGUGAAGCUUUUGAUGACGUCACAAAUAUUCAUUCAAAGUUAUAUUUGCGCAGACGAUAUUUGAACCUGGAUCCUAGCCAUCAAAGAACCAUAAGAUUCAAAAUAUCUGAAAUGUGUUGACAAAAAAGAAGAACAGCAGGAAGAAAGUGCGCUCCAACGAUAGUUUGCUGAGAAGUUCCGCCGAAAAUAGUUAUACCUGGAUUUCCGGCGACAAUUCCAAGGCGAUUCGACCCGUCGAUGAUGAUACUGGAGAAGCGACUUCAACGCCAGUACUUGAUGAGAAAUGCUUGGAAGGUUUGUCAUUGACCUUCUUCGAGAAUAAUGGACGCCUUUUCCAAGACUGCGAGCAGAAAAGCCACAUGUGCCCUCUCGGAAGACCGGGAAAACCAGGAAAGCCUGGAAAGGAUGGAGGUUAGUUCAAUCAAGACAACGGGCCUGCUUGCGACGCAUUUGAGCUAAUCCAAAUGCUGAAUUCCAGAACCUGGACUUUCGGGUGAAAAAGGCCGUGAUGGAGCUUCCGGAUCGGCAGUUGGAGCCAGUAACGGUUGCGUAGUUUGUCCCGAAGGUCCGCCAGGAGCACCAGGUUAGUGUCAUAUUUUAAAUUUCUGACCUGUCUGCGUUCUUUUUCUUUCACCAUUGAGAUGAAAGGAUGACGAGAAGAGCAUUUGAAAACAAGUGGUCGCAGAGAAGCUAUAAUAUGAGAAAGAAACUUAGGACCGGAUGGACCGCCUGGAAAGCGUGGCGAACGCGGAAAGAAUGGAAGACCGAUGAGAAAAAUCGGCAAACCGGGGCCGGUCGGUCCACCCGGACAGCCUGGAUAUCCUGGUAAGUCCAUGCUCUUGUUAGUUUUGUGGUCGCAUUUAGAAUUGCUCAAAGUGUCGCGCGUCAUUUGAUGUGAAGUCUAGCCGAAAUUUAUCUAAAAAUCUUUGAAAAAAAAUUUUUCCAGGCUAUCCCGGACAUCCAGGAGAGCCCGCACCGAAUGGAGCCGAUGGAAUCCGAAUAAUUCGAAUAAAAGGUCCUCAAGGACCGCCAGGACUUCCGGGCCUUCCUGGCCUCAAAGGAAGACCAGGAAACUUCGAUAGCUAUGGAAGUGUUGGAAUUAUGGGACCAAUGGGAGCUAUUGGCGUUCCUGGGAAACCUGGUCUUCCUGGAUUGGUUAGUUUUUGCUUUUCAGCAGAACAUAAAGGUUACUCCUUUGAAAGUCUGACUUUUCUGCGCUCUCUUCUCUCUCAUCGGCCAGAUCAUAGAGACAUAAAAUAGCAAGAGAGCGCAGAGAAAUCGGACUGUUUAAAUUUUUGCGAGAGUAAAUUCGAUGGAAUGGGUCCAAAAAAUAAAAUAGCCCUAAUUUUUUUAUUCGGUUUAUCAUCCAUAACUUUGUUAGAAAAAAUUUUUUGACCGGAAACUUCGAAGAAGUUUGGAAAAAGAUCCCGAGGAGCGUGUUGGACACACUUAUCUAGUCGAUUACCCGAAGAUGCAGGGCUUUUAUCAAACCCUAAGGCUGUGCCACGAAGUAUUAGAUCUGUUUUUCUUAAUUGUUUGAAUUAGGAGUUUUUUACACACUGGCUUUGUUGAAUUUUUAUUUGUUGAUCAUGGUUUUCGAUUUUAAUAACUUUUCAAAAAAUAAAAGUUUCUUUUUUUUGAAUCGGUUCGAACCAUCCUUUCAAGCUGUUAAUAACAUAAGUUUACUCAACUAGUUAAAAUUUCAGAUCAAAUUGAUUGUUUUUUAUAAAGUUACGGACGAAAAACCAAAAACCAUUUUCCCGUAUUUUAUAACACUAGAGAUUGAAAUACUCCGAUUUUGCUGCCCCUCUUUUUUUUUCAAUGCUGUCUUCAUGUUUUAUAACUUUCUCGCUGAGAGAAAAGAGAUCCCAGACGAGUCAGACUGGGUCAUUUCGUAUCGUUUAUCCGCAAAAUUAAAUAAAAAGCACUUUCAGAAUGGUCGAUCUGGAAAACCGGGACUCGAUGGAAUUUAUUGUCGUUGCCCUCAGAAAAACAAGAGAAAACGAAGAGUCAAAGUCAAAAGAUUGGUCCAAAAUAAAUGA
Messenger RNA from Caenorhabditis auriculariae, 2690 nucleotides. The record is from the annotation of a GenBank genome assembly. Lineage: Eukaryota; Metazoa; Nematoda; Chromadorea; Rhabditida; Rhabditidae.